Molecule: messenger RNA, 368 nt
Organism: Impatiens glandulifera
Lineage: Eukaryota; Viridiplantae; Streptophyta; Magnoliopsida; Ericales; Balsaminaceae
Product: snakin-2
Exons: 1
Coding region: 1-204 (67 amino acids)
Source: RefSeq, a predicted model, not a curated record
AUGAAUAAUGAAAAUGGUUUAGAUUGUGGAUCGGCUUGUGUUGUGAGAUGUCAAAUGUCAUCAAGGCCGAAUCUAUGCACAAGGAUAUGCGGGACUUGUUGUGCGCGGUGCAAUUGCGUUCCUCCGGGCACUUCCGGCAACUAUGAAUUCUGCCCUUGCUAUUUCAACAUGACCACUCAUGGAGGAGCUCGAAAGUGCCCUUAAUUCAUCAAUAUAAAUUAACAUAUCACCUUCAUUCUGGUUACUUCCGCUCUAUUGCCAUAAAUAAAUAUUAUGAGUUUAAGUUGAAUCAACAAGUCAUUUCUCAAAUUGAAUAAAAGUUAGUUUGAAUAAAUAUUCUCUCAAAUUGAAUAAAGUUCAUUUGGCUC